AUGCAGUGGCACCGGAUUGAUAUGCAGGAGCAGAAGAUGGAACUAAAGGCAGUUCAAGAGAAGCUUUUCGAUAUCAUGAAACAACCUUUCUCUGCAGAACAAUAUGAAGAACAACGCCAUCUCCAUGUCAAACAGAGUCAUUUGCUCGCCCUCCAAGAGAAAUAUUGGAGACAGCGAUCUAGGGCUUUAUGGCUUCAAGAGGGGGAUAGAAACUCUGCAUACUUCCAUCGAAAGGCAUCCAAUAGACGAAAUAAAAAUACAAUCAGGGGCCUUCUAAUUGCCGCGGGAGAAUGGCAAACUGAAUCCGGUGUACUUAAGCAGAUGAUGGUUGAAUAUUAUGCGCAUGUAUUCAAGGCUGGAACAGUGAAUGAUGAUGCUAUAUCCACUAUCUUUCGAGCUACACCAAUGAAAGUUACUUCCUCUAUGAAUGAUGAUCUUAAUAUGCCUUACUCUAAUGAAGAAAUCAAAGCGGCUCUCUUUCAAAUGCAUCCUUCAAAAAGUCCGGGGCCAGAUGUCAUAGCCAACAGACUCAAGAGAUGGCUACCUGAAAUCGUUUCUCCACUCCAAAGUGCAUAUGUUCCGGGUCGGUUAAUUUCGGACAAUACUUUAGUGGCUACUGAGGUUGCACAUUUCAUGCACAAGCUUCGAUCCCAAGUAGAUGGCUUUUUCUCUCUUAAACUAGAUAUCAGCAAGGUUUAUGAUCACCUUGAAUGGUCUUAUUUGCAGGCUAUUCUGACAAAAUUAGGGUUUGCCUCUAACUGGAUCAACAUGGUGAUGAGAUGUGUGACUUCUGUUAGUUAUGCAAUCUUGGUCAAUGGGGAAGCUACUGCAAAAAUACAUCCUACCAGGGGUAUCAAACAAGGGGAUCCACUCUCUCCCUAUCUAUUUAUCUUAUGUGCUGAAGGUUUAUCUGCCUUAAUUUCUCAGGCAGUACAGUUUGGUCCCAUUCAAGGGCUGAAAAUGGGUCCACAAGCGCCAGUGUUACAUCAUCUCUUCUUUGCGGAUGAUAGCCUUCUUUUUGGUGCAGCUACUUUGGAGGAAUGUAUGACUUUCAAAGGAAUUCUUGAUACUUAUGAACAAGCCUCUAGACAAAAGGUAAAUUUUAGUAAAAGCAGUGUUGUGUUCAGCACUAAUGUGCAGCCUCAUCUAAAGGAAGUUCUAGCUGCGGUGUUGAAUGUCACAUGUGUUGAUGAACAUGAUCGGUAUCUUGGUCUACCUUUACGAGUAGGAAAAUCCAAGACAGCUAGGUUUCAGUACUUGAAAGAAAAAAUCUCCAAAAAGCUCGUGCAUUGGAAGUCAAAAAUUCUGAGUAGUGCGGGUAAGGAAAUUCUCAUUAAAGCCGUUGCUCAGGGUGACAUGGAGGGCAAGCGAAAAAUCCAUUGGAGAAGCUGGGAAAAACUUUGCUUAACUAAGCAUGAAGGUGGCUUGGGAUUCAAGAACAUUUAUGCCUACAAUCUUGCCAUGUUAGCCAAGCAAGGGUGGAGGCUCAUCACCAAACCUAACUCGCUUAUAGCUCAAGUGCUCAAGGCUCGGUACUUUCCCCAUUGCUCCUUUUGGGAUGCCAAUUUAGGUGAUGCACCGUCUUAUUCCUGGAGAAGUAUUUUGGAAAGCAGAUCAUUACUCAAAGCUGGUACCCCGUUCUUGUUACAGUCCUCUAUUCUACCCAACUUGGACUUUAAGGAAUGGAUGUUAGAACGAGCUCUUACUUUGAAGCCGGAAAUUUUUGAGAAGCUUCUUAAGAUUAUCUGGGGUUUAUGGAAGAACAGAAAUAACAAGUUGUGGGAAGAUAAUGCUCAGUCUCCGAAUGAUAUUAUGCUAGGGUGUUUAUCAUGGUUGAAUGAGUUCCAACAAGCUCGAAAGAUGCCUACUGCAAGGAGCCAAGCUGGGGUUCAUCGAUGGAAACCUGCAAAUAUCCUCAAGCUUAAUGCGGAUGGUGCGUUUGCAUCUCAGUUUUCACAUGGAGGAACAUGCGGUGUUCUAAGAAGUUCCACUGGCAGCUUUGUUGCUGCCUUCAUGAAGCCCGUGCACCAUGUAUGUUCAGCUAAACAGGUGGAACUUCUAGCCAUUCAAGAAGGCCUACAUUUUCUCAAGCAAUUUCGUGUCCAGCAGGCAGUCAUUGAAACUGACUGUCUCUUGGCAGUUCAAGACUUGGCUCGGACUGAUGUGAAUAUGUCGGAACUCAGUAAUCUAGUUCAUGACAUCCAACAAGCACUAGAAGAUAUGCAAGGUGUCCAAAUCAGUUUUGCGUCCCGGUCCUGCAACAAAGUGGCGCACAGACUAGCAAGUCUAGCUUUUGACGAUGGCCAGAGUGAGUUUGGCAUGGAAAUACUCCCAGUUGUAUUCUUGACUUGA
Messenger RNA from Rosa rugosa (rugosa rose), 2352 nucleotides. RefSeq lists its product as uncharacterized. Gene Ontology annotation, molecular function: nucleic acid binding; RNA-DNA hybrid ribonuclease activity. The record is from RefSeq and is a predicted model, not a curated record. NCBI's taxonomy places the organism in Eukaryota, Viridiplantae, Streptophyta, Magnoliopsida, Rosales, Rosaceae. The transcript is spliced from 4 exons. The coding region runs from base 1 to 2352 and encodes 783 amino acids.